Messenger RNA from Suhomyces tanzawaensis NRRL Y-17324, 696 nucleotides. RefSeq lists its product as uncharacterized. The record is from RefSeq and is a predicted model, not a curated record. Bases 178 to 528 code for a protein of 116 amino acids. NCBI's taxonomy places the organism in Eukaryota, Fungi, Ascomycota, Pichiomycetes, Serinales, Debaryomycetaceae. The transcript has a single exon.
UGCUUCCGACGCAAACUCCGACACUGGCAUCAGACUUUCUUGUGCAGCAUACGUUUGCGAAGCGGGGGGACCAGUAGACAACGGUCCGAGGCCCAACCCGCGGGCAAACCGCCUACCAGUGACCCCAAAUAAACUUUAAAGUUUCGAUGCUUCAGAAAUAGAAGGUAAGCGGCUGGAAUGAAGAAUACGCCAAUGGAGAGAGGGGGCAAUGCGAUUACGAACCGAAACGAUCAUCUGCAAGUGAACCGAACCGUGCUUGGCCUAGAAGGACGAUCUCAACUGGCGGUACCGUCUUCAAGGGCGGAUUCCCCUUUCAGAGUUGCGCAGGCGGCACCAUAUACUAGCGGAACUUUAAUCGUCCAGGGGGUGAGUCCGACAGCAGCCCAUGCGAUGGGCGCAGAGGCAUAUGAAUUACAUGGGGCUGCAAUGGGCACACACAGGACAUUCAGGCAACAAAAUGCACAAUACACUCGGACACUCGGGUCCCAGCCAGGUGAUCGACUGGGCCUGUGGCUAGUUUCGGUGUGACACCCUGACUUUAAGGGUGAAAGGACCCCCAUCCGCGGUUGCAGCAGCUACCCCGGGAGCGACACGAGACAUUUGUCGCCCCCACCACUGCACGAUAAGUGCCUGUGCAGGGAGCAGCUUAUAUACACGCACGGCACCCGAUGAGUUUCCAAGAAUUUGCGACCAUAA